AUGCGCCAGAUAAGAAGAAUCGAAAAGAGGAAGAGGAGAGAGGAGCGAAGGCGCUUAGAAGAGGAGCUUGGUCCCGACGCGCCGCCCAAGGGCGUCCCGCGAACGCUUGAGAACAUGCGCGCGUUUGACGAGACGUACGUGAUGGGCGCAGACAAGGAGGUCGAAGACGAGGAGAUGAUGGACGAGUUUUCGGACCACUAUCUUGGAAGAACGUCGCCCAAAAUUUUCAUCACGACGUCGCUGAAGUACACGAAGCUCUGUCGAGAGUUUGUACGUCACUUGGCACUGUUGUUUCCAAACGCGCAGGUUUACCCAAGAAAGAAGUACAGCGUUGGCGUUUUGAUAGACUACGCGAUUCGAAACGGAUUCACGGACCUGUUGGUCGUUAACGAGGACCACAAGCAGCUCAACGGAAUGAUUCACUGUCACUUGCCCGGCGGGCCGACCGCCAUAUUCAGACUGUCGAGCGUGAAAAUGCUGAAGGAGAUAGGCAAGGUGAAGUUGCACUCUCCCGAACUGAUUUUGAACAACUUUACGACUCGACUCGGACGAACGAUAGGUCGGAUGCUGGGCGCGCUGGUGCCGCUAACUCCGGAAUUCGAGGGUCGGAGAGUGAUAACAAUACACAACCAAAGAGACUACAUAUUUUUCAGACACCACAUUUACGAGUUCGAGGGUCCGGCCGCGGCGAAUUUGCGGGAGCUGGGCCCCAGCUUCACGCUGAAGCUGAAGUCGCUGCAGAGCGGGUUGUUCGACAAGAAGCACGGAGAGUAUCUGUUUCAGCACAAGCGAGAGAAUCAACCAUAUUCGAGAAAAAAAUUUGUACUGUAA
Messenger RNA from Schistocerca gregaria, 831 nucleotides. Its product is annotated as ribosome production factor 1-like. Gene Ontology annotation, biological process: maturation of 5.8S rRNA; maturation of LSU-rRNA. The transcript has a single exon. Gene Ontology annotation, cellular component: nucleolus; preribosome, large subunit precursor. NCBI's taxonomy places the organism in Eukaryota, Metazoa, Arthropoda, Insecta, Orthoptera, Acrididae. Bases 1 to 831 code for a protein of 276 amino acids. Gene Ontology annotation, molecular function: rRNA primary transcript binding. The record is from RefSeq and is a predicted model, not a curated record.